Vollenhovia emeryi is the source of this 1707-nucleotide messenger RNA. RefSeq lists its product as uncharacterized. The transcript is spliced from 2 exons. The record is from RefSeq and is a predicted model, not a curated record. Gene Ontology annotation, molecular function: catalytic activity. The coding region runs from base 1 to 1707 and encodes 568 amino acids. Lineage: Eukaryota; Metazoa; Arthropoda; Insecta; Hymenoptera; Formicidae.
AUGGAGCAAAAGGAAAAGGGAGUAAAAACAAUAAUAGGGGGAGAUUUCAAUGCGAGGACAGGAGAGGAAGGGGGAAAGGAAAGUAUAGAAGGAACCGAUGAGUGGACGUUCAAGAGGUGUUCGAAGGAUAAGAAGAUAAAUAAGGAAGGAAAGAAGCUAAUUCAAAGUAUAAAGGAAAGAGGAUGGUAUAUUUUAAAUGGAGGAGAGAGAGGAGACUGGAAAGGAAACUGGACAUACUCAGGAGGAAGAGGCGAAUCAGUCAUCGAUUACGUGAUAGUGGAACAAGAAACGGAGGAAGAAAUAGAGAGAAUGGAAAUAGAAGACAAGAUAGACUCGGACCACCAGCCAACAGUAGUAUGGCUGAAAGGACAUAAGAAUAAGGAGGCGAGAAGAAAGAGGACAGAAAGAGAGGGAGGAAGAGGAGUAUGGGACGAGGAGGGGAGAGAAGCAUUUAGAAAUAAACUAGGAGAAAUAAAAACAAGAGAAGGAAAAUUGGACGAAGAAAUAGAUGGAAUGGAAGGAAGAAUUAGAGAAGCGAUGGAGAAAGUAGAAGGGGAGAGGGAGACGGGAAGAAGAAAAAGGAGAGGAUGGUGGGAUGAAGAAUGCAAGGAAGUGAAAGGGACGGCGAGGAAGGCGUUAAAAGAGUGGCUGAGAGGAAAAGGCGAGAGGCAGGAAUACAGAAGAAAAAGGAAGGAAUACAAGGAGUUAUGUGAGAGGAAAAAGGAAGAAGAGAACAAAAAACUGGAGAAAGAGGCGGAAGAAGCGCACACGGAGGAAAUGGUAUGGAGGGUGGUGAACAAAGAAAGAAAGAAAAGGAAGAAGAUAAACACAGAAAUAGAAAUGAAGCAAUGGGAGGAGUAUUUCAAAGCUUUGCUGGGAGGAGUGGAAAACAAAGUGAUAUAUGCGUCGGUAUUAGCGGAAAGGAUAAGAGAGGAAAUCGAGGAGAAAGGGAUACUAUCACCAACACAAACAGGUUUCAGGAAAGGGAUGGGAACAAUAGACAGUAUAUAUGUAAUGAAUUAUCUAAUCAGUAGACAGAUAAAGAAGAAAGGGAGGAAAUUAGUAGCAUUAUUUGUGGACCUGAAGGCGGCAUAUGAUUCAGUGGAUAGAGGGUUAUUGAUAGAAGCGAUGAGGAAGAAGGGAAUAAGGGAGGGAAUAAUAGAGAGAGUGGAAGAGAUAAUGAGAGAGACAACGAGUAGGGUAAGAGUAAGAGGAGAAAUAGGAAAGGAAUUUUGGACAGCAAGAGGACUGAGACAAGGAUGCCCAUUAAGCGCGGAUUUAUUUAAUAUAUUAUUAGCGGAUCUAGAAGAAGAAAUGGGAAAUGUUAAAUGGGGAGGGAUAAGGCUGGGAGAGGAGAAAAUAUACUCGAUUACAUAUGCGGAUGAUGUGGUGGUGAUAGCAGAGGACGAAGGAUGUAUGAAGAGCAUGAUAGAGAGACUGGAAAGAUACAUAAAUAGUAAAAGGCUGGAAUUGAACGUGACAAAGACAAAGAUAGUAAGAUUUAAAGAAGGAGGAGGAAGGUUGAGUAAGGUGGAUUGGAGAUGGAAGGGAAAGAAGAUAGAAGAAGUAAAGGAGGUGAAAUAUCUAGGGUACGUAUUACAAAGGAAUGGAGGACAGGAAGCACAUAUAAGGGAAAGAGUAGCAAAGGCAGCAGCAAUAUCAGGACAAGUAUGGGGAAUAGGAAAGAGAAGAUUUGCGAGAAAAUAG